AUUCUGUCCUCUUUUCUUUUUCAUUUUUCUUUUCUUCUCUCUGAGAUCACAAUUCCCUGUUUGUCCGUUGGAAGGCCUGCAACUUCUGAGCAGCGCUAAGCUCUCUCUCCGCACACGCUCGCAUUUCCUCUCUCUCGGCGCUUCAAUGGCGUAGCAUGACCGGAAGGCUGCGCGUUUCACACCAUCGGGUAUGAAUCCCACCGCCGCAGACCAACCCCCGCCGCUUCCGCCGGCGCAGCCUCCGCGCUCCUCCUUCAGCUGCGACCGCCACCCGGAGGAGCAGUUCUCCGGGUUCUGCCCGGAAUGCCUCUGCGAACGUCUCACCACCUUAGAUCAUUCGGCUUCUACUAAUAACCCUUCCUCCUCCUCUCGCCGCCCGUCGACGUCCUCCUCCUCUGCCGCCGCUGCUUUCAAAUCCCUCUUUUCUAAACCAUCAGCUUCCUCCGCUGCUCCAUCCCUUCCCCCUCCCCCGCCUAAACCGUCCAAACCCUCCUCAUUCUUCCCCGAGCUCCGCCGUACGAAGUCGUUCUCAGCGUCGAAGAAUGAGGCGUUGGGCUUCUCUACGGCGUCCUUUGAGCCCCAGCGCAGGUCAUGUGACGUAAGGGUCCGUAACACCCUGUGGGGUCUUUUCUCCAUUGAUAACGAAACGAGACCUUCCACCUCCCAAAACCCUCACUGCAGUGAGAAUGCCGGGGAUUUUGUCAAUAGGCCCGUCCUCGAGUCCAAUGAAGAGGAAGAUGAAAAGGAAGUCUCUAACGAACAGGUCUUUUGUGAAAGCAGAAAUGGAAGCGGUGAAAUUGAAGAAAUCACCGAGCUUCCAGAAUCUUCGAGAAGCCAAAAUAGGUUGGGUGGAGUGAUUAAUUCGGAAAUUGCUGAGGAUGAAUGUUUGAAGGAGGACGUAUCAAAGCCGAUGAAGGAUCAUAUAGAUCUCGAUUCCCAGGCUAAAAAGCAUUCAGGCGGAAUGAUGGAAAUAGCGGGAAGCUUCUGGUCAGCAGCGUCGGUCUUCAGCAAAAAAUGGCACAAAUGGAGGCAAAAACAGAAGCAUAAGAAGUCUAACGCUGGUCGAAGCUCCACCACUCUACCUGCAGAAAAGAAACUUUCAAGGCAUUUCCGGGAAACCCAAUCUGAAAUUGCAGACUACGGCUUUGGAAGGAGGUCUUGCGACACAGACCCUCGUUUCUCACUCGAUGCUGGAAGGAUUAGCUUUGAUGACCCCAGAUACUCUUUUGACGAGCCUCGUGCUUCCUGGGAUGGGCAUAUGAUCGGAAAGACCUUCCCCAGGAUUGCUCCUAUGGUCUCUGUCGUAGAGGAUGAUGCUCCUCCAGUGAUAGACAAUGUUUCAUGUACAGCCACUAAAAUCCCAGUUGAGGAUCCAUUUUCUAUCAUGAAGAAUUGCAUCGAUGAAGAAGAUGACACCCUUCCUGGAGGUUCAGCCCAGACUAGGAAUUUCUACGCAGAUUCUUCCUCAAAAAGGAGAAAGAGUCUUGAUAGGUCUGGCUCUGUCAAGAAGCCGGCAGCAGUUUUUUUGGCUGCUGAGAUUUCUGAGAUGAAGGCCGUUUCUAAUGCUAAAGUUUUGCCUGCUGAUAGGGAUUCAAAUUCCAACUCCUUGAGGGAUGAUUGCUCUGAGACUUCUGAAUUGGCAGGUUUUAGAGAUAAUAAUGCUCCAGUGAUCGGAAAUGGGGAGAGGAAAGGUUCUAAAAAGUCAAGGAGAUGGGCGUGGAAUAUAUUAGGGUUUAUAUACAGGAGAAAUGGUGGUGGGAGCAAAGAUGAUGAAUAUGAACGAUAUAGCAGACCAAAUGGGAUUGAGAGAUCCUUCUCGGCUUCUUGGCAGGAUUUGAGAGGUGGGGUGAAUAAGAAGGCAUUCCGGAGUAAUAGUAGUGUGAGUCGUAGGUAUUCUUCAAGCUAUAUGGGGGGAUCAUUUGGGCAUGGAAGGAAAUCUAGUGUUGAGAUGAAUGGGAAUGUGAGCAAGAGGAAGGAGGAUUUUGGGUUGGAGAGGAAUCGGAGUGCUAGGUUUUCCCCUAAGCAUUUUGACAACGGUCUCUUGCGUUUUUACUUGACCCCCAUGAGUGGUAGUCGGCGAGGGAAAAGCAGCAACAGGCUAAACGGGACACAUUCGUUUGGGAGGAGCAUGCUUCGACUCUACUCAUGAGAUCCAAGUAGAUGUGUUGAUGGCCAUCUUAAGUUCAAGAACUCACUUGUGGAAAGAUUCUGAAGAACUCAGAGCAAUGAAACAGAAGCUGGAUAUCAUUAUGAUAUAUGAAGUCGGUUCGGUUCAUGCAUGCGCCUGCCCUGACCUUGUUAUUACCUAAAUUAGAAUCACCAUCUACUCUAAAUUGGACUGCUGGGUGUGCUUGGGAUGAGAUUUUGUAUUCCAUAUCCUUGUUCCAGCGUUAGGUUAUCAUUGGAUUAUCGCAUCCUAAAUUUAACAGGUCAUAGCUAGCAAAUUGUGAAGUCCAACUGUUAAACACAUUUUGCUGCAAUGUGGCAGUUGGAAUAUCAGGUGAAAUACAGUUUUGGAAUAGACUAUCUCAUCCCUUGGUAUCACAGCCAAGUGCCAAAGCUGCAACUAGGAUGGGGUACCUGUACAGAAGUUCUCAGAACUUUUCAUUCUUGAGACAUUCAUUAUAUCCUGUUUAUUUUAGGCAUGUCAUUUGUAGCACCUUUAACAUGUCUUCUGGUUUCAUGUUGAAUGGAUGCGUAUAUUGGAUUAUUCAUAGUUGCU
Cuscuta epithymum is the source of this 2722-nucleotide messenger RNA. The record is from the annotation of a GenBank genome assembly. Lineage: Eukaryota; Viridiplantae; Streptophyta; Magnoliopsida; Solanales; Convolvulaceae.